CAUAUUUUCAAAUGAAUGGUGCAAGAAUUUGUAUUGUCCUCUUCCUCUUCCUCUUGAGAAAGAAAAACCCAUCAAUGGCUUCUUCAACAAGCUCCCAUGUUGUCAUCUUCCCUUUCAUGGCUCACAGCCACACUCUUCCAUUGAUAGGUCUCUCAAAAGCUCUCUCUCAUCAACAAGUAAAAGUUACCAUUGUCACAAUCCCAUCAAAUUCAAAAUCCAUCUCUUCCAAAAUCCAAGGUUUCCCCCUCAUAUCCCUUGUUGAGCUCAAUUUCCCUUCCAUUGAUGGCCUUUCCCAAGCUUCCCAUUGUCAAAACCUCUCAAAAAUCCCUUCAAUGGAUUUCUUCAUCUCCUUCCUCACUGCCACUACCCACCUUCAAACCCCUUUCCAACAGUUCCUCCAAUCCAUGGCAGAAUCCGGCGACCGCCCUUUAUGUGUCGUCACCGACUUCUUCCUCAGUUGGACCCUCGAAAUUUGCAGAAGAUUCGACAUUCCGAGAUUAGCCUUCCAUGCCACUGGUGUUGUGUCAUUGCUCAUCACCAAAACCAUUAUGGCCAAUACAGAUUACACAGCUUCUUCUUCCUCAAUCUCUGAUCUUCUCCACCAACUCUUGCCUAAUUUGCCGUUCCAUGUAACCGCUGCCGAUGUCCCGGAAGUCAAUAUACCGCCGAACACUGACAUUAACCCAUUCAGCAAAUUCAUGGCGGAGGCAGAGGAAGCUGACUUGCAUAGUUGGGGGGUCAUCGUCAAUAGCUUCCUCGAGCUUGAAAUCGACCACAUUCCGCUAUUGGAGUCCUUUUACUCAAAUGGGGCGAAAGCUUGGUGUAUUGGUCCAACUUCUCUCUAUGGACAACAAACAAACGCAUCAAAAGACACCAACAAUCAUCACAACGAAGACGACACUAUUUCCUUAAUGAAUUGGCUUGACGCACGUAAGGCGGAGGCGGGGGCGGCAGCGCCGGUGAUAUAUGCGGCGUUCGGAACGCAGGCGGUGCUGACCGACGCUCAGCUAGAGGCUGUGGCACUUGGAUUGGAGGAAUCCGGUUGCCCAUUUGCGCUGGUCAUUCGGUCGAACACUUGGUGUGCACCAAAAGAAAUUGGGUCAAAAGGAAUGAUUGUGAGGAGGUUUGUGGACCAAACGGGGGUGCUAUUCCACAGCGCGAUCGGGGGAUUUCUGAGCCACUGUGGGUGGAAUUCGGUGAUGGAGAGUUUGGCGGCGGCGGUGCCGAUUCUGGCGUGGCCCAUGAUGGCGGAGCAGAAGCUGAAUGCGAAAUAUGUGGUGGAAGGGCUAGGGAUUGGGAUUGGUAUAGAGAGAGUGGAAAAUGGGAAUCCGUUUGUUUCUCGGGAAAAAAUCAGUGCAUGUGUGAAAGAAUUGAUGGUCGGAGAAGGAGGGAAAAAGGCGAGAAAAAGGGUCGGAGAGUUGGGAAUGCUUGCUCGGCAGGCGGUGGAGGACGGCGGUUCGUCGUUCGCGACUCUGAAGAAUUUGCUUCAAGAACUCGGUUCAGCCCGCUAGGGGGGGUUUAGUAAUAACACGUCGGGAAUCGAAUAAAUAAGAACAUUUAUGAAAUUAAGAAUGGCUUCAAGUUCACGUUAAACUUCAGAGACCUCCAAAACAAUCAGCCCCUCACGGCUUCGGCUCAACCUCAUAACUCCAAAUUGUUCGUCUCCAUCUUUGCUGUCGCCGUACCUUCCUUGUCGCUGUUGUAACAUCGUGCCGUCUCCAUUGUAACAUUAUUGUCUUUGUCUUCGUUUUCGUAGUUCGUACCAUCUUGGUGUCUUCAUCUCUUCUUAUUUCCAAUUUUGUAGUUUGUACUCUGACCAAUGUUUUCGAAAACAUUGGCCUGGACCUCUUUAGUACUCUGAUUCAUCUCUAAGCUUUGCCUUUUUUUGAAAAAAAAUUCAGAUCUCCACUUCUUGCUUCCCAAUUUUCAGAUUUCUAGUGACAGGUUUCAAGAUUUAUAAAAAUGUAUUUGUGUGCUUUAUUUAUUUCUUUUAGAAUUUGUGUUGGAUUGUUGGUGGAUUUUUUUUGUUACUUGUGUUGGUGGUUGUUUUAGAUUUAUCUACUUGCUUCGUUUAUUGAUUGUGUACACUAAAUAACUAUAAAUGGUCUUAGAUUUGUUUUUUUUUUCUUUACUUGGUGAUUGUUCUGUUUUUAGUCUUUGACUAUAGUUUCUCAAUUUUUUUAUAAAUUAUGGACAACAGUAGUGGACAUCUUAGUCAAAUUAGUCCUAGUCCUGCUCGUCCUUAUGUCGUUGUUAACACAAUUGAAAUUAGGAAUUCAAGUAAACCACCAUUACCUACUAAGAAAAGGCCUAGAUCCACCAAGACAACCUCCACUGUAUGGGAUCACUUCACAAAGUUGGAAAAAAUAGUAUUAGAUGCACGUGCAAUUAUUGUGGUAAAAAGUUUUGUUGUGAUACUAGCACAUUAUGGAAACACAUAAAAAAAUCAGUGUAAGAAGCAUCUAUAUAAGGAGGAAGAAAAAGGACAAGCUAUUUUGACUCUUCAACCUUCUAAUGAUGGAAAAUGUGGUAGUAAUUUUGUGACUAUAUUUUUUAAUCAACAAGCAUGUAGAGAAGCGUGUGCUAAGAAGUUGAUUGUUGAUGAAUUGCCAUUCAAAUUUGUAGAGAAUGAGAGGUUUUAGAUUUCUUGUCCUAAGUUUGAUCCUCCUUCAAGAGUAACACUACAAGAAUUUUGGUAAUUCCCGACGACCAAAAAACGUCAGCAGUUUCUACCACUCCCGACGGUCCAGACAAGGGAUCGGGAAAAAAUUACUCUCAACGGUCCACGAACAGAUUGUCGGGAUUUGGAAUUUUCCCGACAGUCCACGAAUAGACUUUAGGGCUUUUUAAUCUCUCCCGAUGGUAAGCAAACACCGUUGGGCAUUCUGGUUUAAACCCGACGAUUACUACUCGACCGUCAGGUGCGGUGUGCAGAAUCUAUUGUGAUUUGUUAAGCUCCCCCGACGGUCAGCGCGAAAGCGUCGACUUUUCAUUAUAAAGGUCGAUGACUCCAUGCAACUGUCGAGAUUCUUUCUAAGUUCUAAAAUAAAUAUUUAAAAGUUUUUAUGGGAAUUGAGGAAUCUGGUGAGGUAGGAACUGUCGGGAUAGGUCGAACUCCCAACGGUGUUUAGUCGAUCGUCGAGAUUUCUAAGAAAUAUAAAAAUAUUUUUUUGGGAAUUUGGGAAGGUUCCUUCGACGGUGGUAUCAGGAAACCGUCAGUCGUUAUUGUAUUCUCGACAGUGUUCAGUCAACCGUCGGGGAUUCUAAUUUUUCUUUUGGGAAUUGGUGAUUUUCUGCCGACGGUCAUGUUAGAAAACCAUCGGGCUUGAUAAGUUUGGUCGACGGUUUAGAAGUGACCAUCGGGAUUGCUUACAUAUAUCACGACAGUUGUAGACAACCGUCGGGAAAAAUGCGAUUUAAAUCCCCGAUUCUUCUUCUUCUUUUUCCUCUCGCCAUCAUUCUCUCUCUCACCGUCUGCCGCCAUUUUUCCCCUCUCACUGUCCAUUCGUCCCCUCUGGUAGCGGUUUCUGUCUGCUCGUUCCCUCUGGUAGUUGUCUGUUCGUUCCCUGGCCGUCAGUUCGUUUCCUCUGGCAGUCGCUCCCUAGUCGUCCGUUUGUUUCCUCUGGCAAUUGGUCCGCUGUCCGUUAGUUCCCCAUCUCGCUCGUUGGUUUAUUCUCUCACCGUUCGUCGCCGUCUCCAAUUUCCCCCUACCCGGAAAGG
Messenger RNA from Benincasa hispida (wax gourd), 3720 nucleotides. Lineage: Eukaryota; Viridiplantae; Streptophyta; Magnoliopsida; Cucurbitales; Cucurbitaceae. The record is from RefSeq and is a predicted model, not a curated record.